ACCCAGCUCCCUGUCAACGCCUAUCACCUCCUUGCCACAGACCAGCUCCUGUCAACACUGGAUCACUCCUACACAGACCAGCCCUCCUUGCCAACACUGAUCACCUCACAGACCAGCCCUGCUCAACGCCUAUCACCUGACACAGACAAGCCCCUGUCAACACUGAUCACUCCCACACAUGAGACCAGCCCUGCCAAUGCUGACUUCACACAGAAUGCCCUCGCUUCACCUGAUUCUACCCCUGCCACAGACAAGCCCCUCUCCUACAACGCCUAUCACCUGCCACAUAGACCAGCCCAUGUCAACGCCUAUCACCUCAUUACACGCCCCUGUCAAGUGCUGAUCACUCUCACACAGACUAAAGCCUCUUGUCAAUCGCUGGAUCACCACACAGACUUCAGCUCCUCUAAGUCAACGCCUAUCACCUCACAUAGACCAGCCCUUGCCAAGUGCCUUCUCAUCACCUCACAGCAUCCUCAGCCUCACAACGCUCCACUACCUCACAUAGACCAGUGCCCCUGUCACCACUUUUCGAUCACUCCUGACACAGACCAGCUCCCUGUCAUGACUUCACCACAGACAGCUCCGCUCAAUGUUGAUCACCCCACAGACCAGCCUCUGUCAACUCCCAUCACCGCCACACAGACUCAGCCCCCUGUCAAUGCUGGAUCACCUCACACAGACCAGCCCCUACCAGCCCCUGUCACACUCGCUGAUCACCUCUACACAGACCAGCCCCGUCAACGCUGGAUCUACCUCACACAGACCAGCCCCCGCCGUAAGCGAUCACCUCUCACUGCCAUCAGGCCCCUGUCAUCACCAUCACCCCGGCCACCGCACCCUCAGCCCCCUGUCAACGCCUCAUCACCUCACACAGACCAGCCCCCUGCAACGCCCACCCUCAUCAGCCCUUCGGAGGCACAGACCAGCCCCUGCACUGCACCCGCAUCACCGGCCACACAGAGCCCCAGCCCCCUUGUCAACGCCAUCACCAUCACCUCACCACCAGACCAGCUUCUCCCUGUCAACGCUGAUCACCUCACACAGACAGCUCAGCCUGUCUGUCACCGCUGGAUCACCUCACACAGACAAGCAGCCUCCUGUCACAAUGCCCAUCACCUGGACACACAGACAAGCUUCCCCUGUCAACACUGA
This is a messenger RNA of Haliotis rubra (blacklip abalone), 1155 nucleotides long. Its product is annotated as mucin-2-like. The record is from RefSeq and is a predicted model, not a curated record. The transcript has 3 exons. Lineage: Eukaryota; Metazoa; Mollusca; Gastropoda; Lepetellida; Haliotidae. The annotation marks the transcript as partial.